Messenger RNA from Symbiodinium pilosum, 2922 nucleotides. The record is from the annotation of a GenBank genome assembly. NCBI's taxonomy places the organism in Eukaryota, Dinophyceae, Suessiales, Symbiodiniaceae.
AUGGUGCUUCCGCAAGCGCCCCGCACGUUUGGCUCGGCAAAGCUCCGGGUUCCUGUGUCAGCAGUCUCCACAGAAGCCGUCCUGAGGCGCAGGCUCAGGUGCCUGGACAAGGAGGCCUGCAGCGCACUGCUUUGGCCCAGUGUCGGUAGGCGUGACGUGGUGAAGCACAUCAUGUCCUUUGUCGACCCGGAGAGGCCAUUGGCGGACACAGAAGUCGGGGGCAAGAUGUUUCAGGACACAGGUUCCGCCAACCUGGACUUUUUCUUCCAGUCCGUUCCGCAGGGGAAGCCAAGGGAGAACACGCAGCUGAAGGGACUGCUGGACAAGGCUUGGGCUGAGAGCCCGGAGGUCUGCCUCAAGCAGAUACUGUUGCUUGGAUCUCGGGAUGGCAAGCAGGACCGCUACUCCUUCUACGACGCCAUGGUAUGGCUGUGGUACAAGGACCCAGCCACGCUCUUGGCCAAUUUGCAUUUGGUGCCUGAGUGCAACUACUGGAAGGGCCUGCUGGAGGUGCUGGCGCGCAUCUGCGAGGGACAGGAACGUAGCCUGCAGCGGGACUUGGCUCUCUACAGCCAUUAUAAGCGCUGCAAGGACGCACCAGCGGACCGCAAGUACACCCUGGAGGAUGCUGGCAUCCCGGGCGUGGGCAACUAUCGGCCAGGUUCUCGCCUGGAAAUGGCAGCUGAAGCGCUGAAGCGCUACGACAGCGACCCCGUCUACCGAGCGCUCUUCGAGCGCAUCGGCCAGCUCUUCGCCGAGCAGCUCCGCCUGGACAUGGCAGCCAUGCGGCGAGGUCAGAGGGUCAGCCUCUGUGCAAAAUGGUGUCCGCUGCUCUAUCACUCCUUCGACCGCCGAACGUUGCUCUGUGAGAGCGUUGCCCGAUGGCUCUUCCCUUCAAGCUCGCCAGAGUUUGCUGACUGCACUGAGAGGCAGUAUGCCUACAGGGCCCGUGAUCUGUUGCGGAAGCAGCUGUCCGAACUUGGCGAGUACAUGAAGCUGCCGGAGCGGCUCAUGUGCCAACAGCGUUGGGGAGAGAUUCAGUACAAAGCGCUCCCUGCCGCCUGCCUCACCAAGCAUGCCAAGAGCUUUGAGAAGCACGACCCCGUCCGCUUCCGCGAGUUCAUGGACAAGGUCGAGUGUGGCAAGGUUCGGGUGAACACGGGUGCCCUGCAGCCGCAUGAGAUCCUGAAACGGACAUCAGGCUGCGGUACGGAUGCUGAAAAGGCCUUAGCACAGGGACAGUGGCGGGCCAUGUUGGAGCGCAUCCGAGAAGCUGGCCAGCUGCAAGAUUGCAUCGCUGUCUGUGACGUCUCCGGCUCCAUGUCUUGCGAGGCUGCUCCUGGUGUCAGUUGCAUGGAUGUGGCCAUCGCCAUGUCCCUGCUGGUCGCAGAGCUUGCCUCGGGGCCUGUGGCUCGGCAGGUCAUCACGUUCCACGAGUCGCCGACCAUGGCGACACUGCCCAACACAUCGGACCUCGCCGAGCUGGCCGACUUUGUAAGGCGGCUGAAGUGGGGCGGAAGCACCAACUUUUAUAAGGUCUUCCAGCUGCUAUUGCAGAAAGAGGCAUCGCCGAAGAAGAUCCUCGUGUUCUCCGACAUGCAGUUUGCCCCUGCUGGCGGUAACACCACCGUCUUGCGUCAAAUUCAGGAGAACUAUCGAAGGGCAGGCCGGGCUAUGCCCGAGCUGGUGUUCUGGAAUCUGCGGGGAACCUCUGGUGCGCCUGCGCUAGCCACGGAUGAGGGCGUUGUGCUCAUCUCUGGCUUCUCAUCCCGUAUGUUGAAGUUGGUCACGGAGUCCGGGCCUGAUCCACUGGCAGCCCUUAGCCAGGCGCUGGACAACCCGCUCUGUGCCAAGGGUCGGGUCAUCCAGGACCCUGCUGAGGUGCGGCAGUUAAUGGCUGGCCCUUGGCAAGCAGUACAUACUUUUGCUGCCGAGGUCGAGGCUUCAGAUGCUCAGCCCGAUCAGGUUGCAGAGCAUGAUGUGCCGGCUCCGGCCAGAAAGCAGCCGAGCACCCCAAGGACCCUCACAACUCAGCUGGCCACACUGCCGUGCCGCGUUGCUGAGGCGGCGCUUGUUGGCAAGGGCGGCCAAAAAAUCCAGCAGCUGAGGCAGUUGCUGCAUGACCGCCUUUGCCAUGAGCUGGAUGCUGGCCGCUUCCGCUUCUGGCUCGACGUGCGGGACUGUAGUUUGCUGGCCACAGUGGAGGCAGCCAAGACUUCUUUUGGGGAACAGCAGCUUCACGACGCUCUUGCUCAGCUGAAGGCUCACAUUCCGCGCAGCGUGGUCUACAACAAGGUCCGCCACGUGCUGGGGAUUGACGGCCUCCUGGCGCCACGUCAUGCCUCUUCCGUGCUAGCAUCGCUGCCAACUCAACGGGCGCUUCUUGCAUUCCUUGGCCGGAAGGGUUUGAAGAUUCAGGCCUUGCAAGCAGAGCUCCAGAGCCUCCUGGAUGCGCAGUUGCCUGCAGGCUCCUUUUCCUUCUGCUUGGAUGUUCAGCUCAGGGGUGUAAGCUGGGAGGUCGCAACCACUUUGGAGGUCCAUGAUGAUGCUCUCACGAACGCACAGCUCGCGACCGCCCUCGAAAGGCUCAAGGCCCACGUCCGCGGAAGCUCGAUUUAUACCGAGGCCUGCCGGGUGCAGCCGGCCGCGAAACGGCGCCGCAGCAAUGGCUUCGUCAUCCAGUUCACCAAGGAUGAUCGUGGAGAAGCAGCGAGGCUUGGUGCCGAACUUGCAGCGGCUAAGAAGGCCCAAGUCCUUGAGGUGGCAAGGGCACGGAAGCAGAGGGCGCUCUUCAAGCUCCGGAGAGCCAUCCGAGCGAGAGCUGCUCAAGUGAAUGGGAGGUCCAAGGCCAAAAUGGCUUCGAGGGGGAAGAAGAUGGCAAGGACUCACAAAGUCUUUGCGGACAGCCUUUUUGACUUCUAG